AUGUCUCAACUUCAGAGAAAGGACAUCAUCUUCUCAAAUUAUGUCAACGGCAAACAGACCUUUAUCAUCCCCUUGACUUUCACAGAUAUAAACGACGCUAAGGGUAUCAUCACAAGGAUCGGAUAUGGCGGUGACGUUUGGGAAUUGAGGGUGGACUUGCUCAGUCCACCUGGCAAAGAGGUUGGCGAUGUGAAUCUGCCUUCCCUAGGUUACGUCAAGGAGCAAGUGGAGGCUCUGCAAGCAAUGUCUUCCCUGCCAAUUCUUUUCACUAUCCGCACCAAGUCGCAAGGUGGCAAGUUUCCUGAUGAUGCGAGUAAGGAGGCUUUGGACCUCAUUUUGCUUGCUGUUGCGUCCGGAAUAGCCUAUGUUGAUGUGGAAAUUGAGUGGCCCCCGGCUAUGCUCAAAGAGAUUACGGAGAAGAAAAGUUCUACAAAGGUCGUGGCCUCCUACCAUAGCUGGACUGGCAAGGUGGCAUGGACGAGUGAAGAACUCAUGCAGAGAUUUGCUGCGGCCGAUGCGUUUGGUGAUAUCAUCAAACUAAGUAUACUCUCAGCCGCAAUCGAAGAUUGCUACGAACUUAGCUUGUUUGUCCGCAACUACAAGCUAAAAUAUUCGAAGCCACUCCUGGCUGUGGGAAUGGGGCCAAAUGGGCAGCUCUCGAGGAUUACAUCCCCGAUAUCACUUGUCACCCAUCCCUUGAUUCCAUUCCCUUCGGCGCCUGGUCAACUCAGUCUCGCGCAAGUCCAUCAGGCGCGUCACCUCAUCGGGCAGCUACCCAAACAGGAAAUUUCAGUGGUAGGCGAGGAAAACGUGACCGAAAAAGUCUCGCGCGCUCUCCAAGCUGCCUUCUUGGAGUUAGGCUAUCCACAUUUGUGCAGUGUUUGCAAGGGGAAAAAUGGGAAUGUGACUUCGGAACUUGACGUAACUGGUCUGGACUCUACUUCAUCCAUGGUUACGGUAGUUGCUGAGGAGUUUACGCAAUGCACAGGGAGACCUGCACCUUGGUCGGUAAUUGACAAUUGUCUUCAGUAG
Penicillium canescens is the source of this 1032-nucleotide messenger RNA. Its product is annotated as type I 3-dehydroquinate dehydratase. The coding region runs from base 1 to 1032 and encodes 343 amino acids. The record is from RefSeq and is a predicted model, not a curated record. The transcript has 2 exons. Lineage: Eukaryota; Fungi; Ascomycota; Eurotiomycetes; Eurotiales; Aspergillaceae. Gene Ontology annotation, molecular function: 3-dehydroquinate dehydratase activity. Gene Ontology annotation, biological process: 3,4-dihydroxybenzoate biosynthetic process.